Messenger RNA from Chrysemys picta bellii (western painted turtle), 7831 nucleotides. The record is from RefSeq and is a predicted model, not a curated record. Lineage: Eukaryota; Metazoa; Chordata; Testudines; Emydidae.
AACAGGAAGAUAAAUGCUGGGAACUUUUAUCUGCUUAAGAGGAAUUCAAGAAGCUAAGCAAAACCUUUCCUCAAGUUAUUUCCACUACUAGGAGUAAAAUCUACUGCAGGAGGAAAAGGAUGAAAAGAUGGCUGACUUUUCACUACCGUGUUCUAACCAUUUCCGCCAGUUCACUCGUGAAUCUUUAGCUGCUAUUGAGAAGCGAAUUGCUGCCAACAAGAAAUACAAAGACCACCAACCUAAAGAGAAACCUCGUCCCCAACUUGACCUGCAGGUUUUCCAAAAGCUGCCUACUCUCUAUGGGAAUCCUCCUCAUGAGCUUGUUGGGAAACCACUGGAGGAUCUUGACCCUUAUUACAAUGAUCACAAGACAUUUAUGGUACUGAACAAAAGGAAAACAAUCUUCCGAUUUACUGCCACACGUGCCUUGUGUAUACUUAGCCCUUUUAAUCCAAUCAGAAGAGCAGUGAUUAAAAUUUUGGUACAUUCAUAUCCUUUCAGUAUUUUUAUUAUGUGCACUAUUUUAACCAAUUGUGUCUUCAUGGCUAAAUUUGAGAUUCCUAGGAAGUCUAAUUCUAAGUCAUCUUUACCUUCUUCAUGGAACAAGUAUGUCGAGUACACUUUCACUGGCAUUUACACUUUUGAAGUAUUGAUAAAAAUAUUGGCAAGAGGAUUCUGUCUGAAUGAAUUCACUUUCCUUCGAGAUCCGUGGAAUUGGUUUGAUAUCAGUGUCAUUGCUAUGGCAUAUGCAGGGGAGUUUAGUAAUAUAGGCAAUGUUUCGGUCCUUCGUACAUUCAGGGUUCUGAGAGCUUUAAAAACUAUUUCAAUACUCCCAGGACUGAAGGUCAUCGUAGGUACACUUAUUCAGUCUAUUAAGAAACUUGCUGAUGUGAUGAUCCUGACAGCUUUCUGCUUGAGUGUCUUUGCCCUCAUAGGCCUCCAGCUCUUUAAAGGCAAUUUGAGACAUAAGUGUGUCAGGAAUUUUAACUCCACCAAUGGAACUAUUUAUUUGGAUGACAAAAAAUGGGGCUCCUUUGAUGAGUUUAUUAAUGAUUCAGAAAAUGUUUUCAAGAAGAAUGGCACCAAGGAUCCCUUAUUGUGUGGCAACAGCUCAGAUGCUGGCUCCUGUCCAGAUAAAUAUGUAUGUCUCAAAGUUGGGGAAAAUCCUGAUUUUAACUACACAAGUUUUGAUACAUUUGGCUGGGCCUUUCUUUCCUUGUUCCGCCUGAUGACACAAGAUUACUGGGAGCGUCUCUAUCAACAGACUCUCAGAGCUUCUGGGAAGAUCUACAUACUCUUUUUUGUGCUGGUCAUCUUUUUGGGCUCAUUUUAUCUGAUCAACUUGAUCCUGGCUGUAGUGACUAUGGCAUAUGAAGAGCAGAACAAAGCUACUAUUGCUGAAACUGAGGCAAAGGAAAGGAAGUUUCAGGAAGCCAUGGAACUGUUGAAAAAAGAGCAAGAGGCAUUGGCUGCUAAAGGAAAUGAUACAAAGUCACUUUGCUCCUUUGAAAUGUCACCUUUACCCUCCAAAGAAGUCAAAGAUAGAAGCAAGAGGAGAAAUAAAAAUAUGUCCUUAGGGAGAGAAGAUUAUGGGGAAGCUCAAAAGGUUCCCAAAUCACAGUCCAGUAGCCGUCAACAAAACUUGACUCCUGUAUGUGAUGAAGUGAGCAAGAAGCAUUUGCCUCAUCAUCUGUCAGUGGACUAUUUUAAUGAGCCACUACAAAGUCAAAGGACAACUGGGGCAGUCAGUACCAUUACCUGUGUCCUGGAGGAAUCGCAACAGAAAUGCCCUCCCUGCUUGAAGAACUUUGCCCUAAAAUAUCUUAUUUGGGACUGUUGUCCUCUGUGGUUGAGAAUCAAGAAAAAGGUGACAAUUUUAGUAAUGGAUCCAUUUACUGACCUCACUAUCACUCUUUGCAUCGUGAUGAAUACUAUCUUCAUGGCACUGGAGCACUAUAAGAUGACAAGAAGUUUAAAAUUCAUGCUUGACGUAGGCAACAAGGUCUUUACUGGAAUUUUUACUGCAGAAGUGAUCUUGAAAAUCAUUGCUCUAGAUCCCUACUACUAUUUUCAGCAGCGCUGGAAUAUUUUUGACAGCAUAAUUGUCACCAUAAGCUUAAUUGACCUGAGUGUAUACACCAAAGCUAAAGAAAGAAAAGAACGGGGAAACCUGUUAGUUUUACGUUCCUUCAAACUGCUGAGGGUCUUCAAACUGGCAAAGUCCUGGACAACUUUGAAUACACUUAUUAAAAUCAUUGGUAACUCAGUGAGUGCCAUGGGUAACCUUACCCUGGUUCUGGCAAUCAUAGUCUUUAUUUUUGCUGUACUAGGAACACAACUUUUUGGUAAAAGCUACAAAGAACAUUGCUGUAAAAUAAGUGACGAUUGCAAGCCACGUUGGCAUAUGAUGGAUUUUUUCCACUCAUUCCUUAUUAUAUUCCGAAUUCUGUGUGGAGAAUGGCUUGAAACCAUGUGGGAUUGUAUGGUGGUAGCUGGGCAACCGUUAUGCCUUAUUGUCUUCUUGCUGACCAUGGUGAUAGGAAACCUAGUGGUUCUCAACCUGUUCAUUGCACUACUGCUGAACUCCUUCAGUGCUGACAACCUCCAAGCACCCGAAGAAGAUGCAGAGAUGAACAACCUUCAGAUUGCAUUUGCUCGGAUCCACAAAGGACUUCGCUUGCUGAAACACGCAAUAUGGGAUUACUGUUGUGGAAAGCUCUGGCAACCAAAGAAAAUCACCAAAAAGAAAAUGAAAUUGGCUGCUGAGAACACAUGUGUGGAGAUUGGGAAAGAAGGGAAGAAUUGUAAAGAAAAUCACAGUGACAAUGUGACAGAGAAGAAUGGAGAGAAAUGCUCUGUUAGCAUUCUUGAAGAUUUUAUCACCAACCCCAACAUGUUUGUCUGUGUCCCUCUUGCUGAUGCAGAAUCUGAUAGUGAGGACUAUGAAGAUGAUGAUAAUAAUUCAAGUAAAUUCACAGAAAUGGAAUACAGUAAACAGCAGGAAAACCACCUGAGACAGAGGGGAGAGCAAUGUAAAAGACCGGGAGCUUGGUGUAAAGGAUCUGAGAUUUCCUCUAAAGACUUAAGUGAGUUUAACAUAGAUAAACAGUGGAAGGCUGGAUCAUCAUCUCUACUACAAAAAGAGCAGCUUGAUGACAUCAGCUGUUCUGAAGGCAGCACAGUGGAUCUGACAAAUCCUGAGGAGCUUCUGAAACAGAUCCCUGAGCUGGCUGAAUACUUAAAGAAACCUGAUAACUGUUUUCCAGACGUUUGUCUCUGGAUUACACGACUAGAUCCAGAAGAAGUUACUGAUUACCUGUAUAUCAGUGUUAUAUUCAAGAAGGCUAUUGAGGUAGCUAUUGCCAUGGAAACCACAGAGGAUUCUCUGGAAUUUAGUGUGAACCAAGAGGGAAAAGUUAAGAGAUACUCCUUGUAUGUGACUGAAGUAAAGUAUCCAUCGCUAUUUGGCAGGACUUGGCUUGAGAAGCUCAAGGUGAAUUGGACCAAGAUCAAGGUGAUCAUAAAAGCAUCUCAAAAUCUUCAAGAAAUACUGGACAGACACUCCAAAGCUUUUGAAAAAGAAUUUGGACAGAUAAGCAACAUGUCAGUGAAGUUCACUGAUAAGUCUAACAGCCAGAUGAAAUAUUGCACACUCAGAGUUGCACUUUAUGUUCUGACACCUCUGGUGGAAGUUCAUUUGGACCGUUUAGUGAACAUCGGAGUUGUUUUACACACAGUGAGUGGGCUACCCAUUGUAUCAGUGAUCAAGAAUGAUGGCUCCAUUCGAAUUUGCAGAGAUUUCAAAGUGACAGUGAAUCCAGUUUUAUGUGCAGAUCAGAAAGGAACAGCAAAGCAAGAUCAUCUUCAAAAUUUGGAUGCUGUCUUGCAACAUUUGGAAGACAAUGGAGUGAGAGCAUUUGAAGAUAUACAUCUUGAGAAAAGAAAAAACAUUAAAAUUAUGUUGGAAUUUUUUGAUAAAAUCUUCACUUACAUCUUUGUCCUGGAGAUGUUUCUGAAAUGGGUGGCUUAUGGCUUCAAGAAAUAUUUCACCAAUGCCUGGUGUUGGCUUGACUUCCUUAUUGUAGGUGUCUCUUUAGCAAGCCUUAUAGCCAGCUCACUUGGAAAUACCAAAAUGGGACCCAUGAAAUCCCUUAAAACUCUGAGAGCCUUGAGACCAUUAAGGGCAUUGUCACAAUUUGAAGGGAUGAGGGUGGUUGUGAAUGCCUUAGUAGGUGCCAUCCCUUCCAUCAUGAACGUUGUGCUUGUCUGCCUCAUUUUUUGGCUCGUUUUUAGUAUCAUGGGAGUGCACCUAUUUGCAGGAAAAUUUGGAAAAUGCGUUAACUUGACUGAAGGAAAAUCAGAAUUAAAUACAAGUAUUAAGAACAAACAGAAUUGCACAGCCUAUAAUGAGACACAAAAAAUAUAUUGGACAAAUGGUAAAGUCAACUUUGAUAAUGUUGGUUCUGGUUAUCUGGCUCUUCUUCAGGUGGCAACAUUUAAAGGUUGGACAGACAUUAUGUAUGCAGCAGUAGAUUCACGAGGGAAAGAAAAACAGCCAAAGAAGGAAAAUAAUCCGUACAUGUACCUCUAUUUUGUGGUUUUCAUCAUCUUUGGAUCUUUCUUCACACUGAAUCUCUUUGUUGGUGUCAUUAUUGACAAUUUUAACCAACAAAAGAAAAAGUUAGGUAGACAAGACAUCUUUAUGACAGAAGAACAGAGAAAAUAUUAUAACGCAAUGAAAAAACUGGGAUCCAAGAAACCCCAAAAACCCAUCCCAAGGCCAUUGAACAAAUACCAAGGGGUUUUUUUUGACAUUGUAACAAGCGAAGCCUUUGAUAUUAUCAUCAUGAUACUCAUCUGCCUUAACAUGAUCACUAUGAUGGUGGAAACUGAUGAUCAAAGUAUAAGGAAGACUGACAUUCUUAACAAAAUCAACAUGUUCUUUGUUGCCAUCUUUACUGUAGAAUGCAUCGUGAAAUUGUUGGCUCUGAGACACUACUAUUUCACCAAUGGCUGGAACAUAUUUGAUUUAAGUGUGGUCAUUAUGUCUGUUGUUGGCACUCUGCUUUCUCACAUUGUUAAUGCAUUUGAAAAUUACUUCUCACCUACUCUCUUCAGAGUCAUUCGGUUGGCUCAGAUUGGACGAAUACUAAGACUUGUCCAAGCUGCCAAAGGAAUUAGAACUCUCCUUUUUGCCUUAAUGAUGUCCCUUCCUGCUUUGUUCAACAUUGGCCUCUUACUUUUUCUGGUCAUGUUUAUUUACGCCAUUUUUGGCAUGGCUAACUUUGCUUAUGUUCAGUGGGAGAGUGGGAUUGAUGACAUGUUCAACUUCCAAACCUUUGCUAAUAGCAUGCUCUGUCUCUUUCAAAUGACAACAUCUGCUGGCUGGGAUGGUCUUCUCAGUCCUAUUUUAAACACUGAACCUCCGUUUUGUGAUCCAAACAUACGAGAUGUUGUGGGAGAAUGUGGUAAACCUGUUGUGGGUAUUAUUUUCUUUGUAAGUUACAUCAUUAUAUCAUUUCUCAUUGUUGUAAACAUGUAUAUAGCUGUUAUUUUAGAGAACUUCAACGUUGCCACUGAGGAAAGUACAGUUCCUGUGGGUGAAGAUGACUUUGAUAUGUUUUAUAAAAUCUGGGAGAAGUUUGAUCCUGAAGCAACUCAAUUUAUUGAGUAUUCUGUACUUUCAGACUUUGCAGAUGCUUUGGCAGAACCUUUACGCAUAGCAAAACCAAACAAAAUUAAACUCAUAGCCAUGGACCUUCCCUUGGCCAGCGGAGAUAGGAUCCACUGUUUGGAUAUUUUGUUUGCUUUUACCAAAAGGGUGCUAGGAGAAUCUGGGGAAAUGGACAAACUAAAAGAACAGACAGAGGAAAAGUUUAUGGCUGCCAAUCCAUCCAGGUUUUUUCAUGAACCAAUCACAACCACGCUCAGACACAAAGAAGAGGAGGUUUCUGCCAUUAUUAUCCAGAGGGCCUAUAGGAGUCAUUUGAUUCAACGGUCCAUGAAGCAGGCCACUCUCUUAUAUCACAGAACUUGUGAUGGUGACAUCCUUGAAGAUGCUUCACAGAAGGAAGGUCUCAUUGCAUUCAUGAUGAAUGAAAAUUAUGGGAGGAAUCUAGACAAGUCCGAGACUGUGUCCUCAACAUCUUUCCCUCCAUCCUAUAACAGUGUCACUGGGGAUACUAAUGACAACCUCCAGGUAAAGACGGCAGACUCUUCCAAAUGUGAUGUACCUAUAGGUUGUCAGCUAUCUCCAGACAAAGAUAAAGAAUCCAUUGUUUAAUAAUUUGUUAAUAAUGCUUUAAAAUAUUCACAGAAUAUAAUGAUGUAAAUAUAUAGCAACUGAAACAGCCUUCUUUUUAAACAUUAGUUGCAAAAAGAAACCAGGGUUCUACCCUUAACUAUGGGAGUUCAUAAGCUGUCACCUUUGACCCUGCUACAUUCAACUUUACUCAAUGUUUAUAUUUAGAUAUACCUAGGAAGUAUCUGUGUAGAGUCCUAACUGUUAUAUUGGUGGCAGUUGUGAGGUAAGGCAGAAUCCUUGGUAUCUUGUUACUAUGGCCCAGACACAGAGCUGAUUAGAACUGCACUUUGCUUACUUCUGCUAACCAAACACCCACCCACUUAGAUUGGUUUGCCUCAUUAUGGACCAAGUUCAAGAAGUGGAAAAUAAGUUUCAAGAUGUCUGGGAAAGGGGUGGGAGAAAAUGUAAUGGUUUGUGAGGGUUUUGAAGUAGGGAGGGGGGUAAAAUAUAGCGUAAUUAACACUUUGAUAAUAAACCUGGUAGAUUAAUGACUCCCAAUCUUUUCAGUUCUGUGACCCACAUACCAUAAACAUAGCUAUUGCAUGACCCAUUGAUAUGUCAAACUGUACUGGAACUCCUCCAAUAUGAUGAAUUUAAACAAUAGCCAUGGUAUGUAUACUAUUGUAGUCAAGUUACUGCAGUAUAAUGACAUAAUGAAUGUAAUACUUAACAUUCCAGAAACAGUAAUGAAUUACAUUAGAAUUUUUUUUUUUUUACUACAAAACUGAACUGCUUUUCCUCUGGAAUUAUGAAGUUGGUAUCUUCAUCUUCAUCAUGUUUUCUUUCUAAAGAUCUUUGUGACUCUUAUGACAUCAUGAUAUCAUUAGCCGCAACUUCUCCACAAAGAACUCUACACCUUGGCCUGCCUUCAGUCUCUUCUACCAUGUUUGUAAAUAUUUAUUUGAGAUGCAUGGGUUCAUACUUUCUGUAUGAACCAUUUUGCUUUUCAUUUACUGAUUUGUCUUCCUUUCUGUUGCAUUGUCAGGUAUUCAGAGCCACAAGACCACUCAAGUCUCUCUUGACAUUUAUAUUCCAUAUUUAAAACUGUUAAUUGUAUAUGUAAAUCACUUUUCAAGAUAAGAUUAAAAAAAAGUGGCAAGAUUUAUGUGACUAUCAAGGGUGACUGGUCCAGGGGAGGCACAGCUUUCCUUUCUUCCCCGCAGUGUUUUCAGACAGAAAAGAAGCUUGGCUUUGUGCCUGAGGCACUAGAUUGGGACUCUGAUCUGGGUUCAGUUCCUUGCUUGGCUACAGACUUUCCAUGUGACCAUAGGAAAAUCACGUCUGACUGCAGUGCAGAUGUACCUUAAUCUCUCUCUCACUCAGUUCCCCCUCUAUAAAAUGGGAAUAAUAAUACUUCCUUUAAUAAAUCUCCCUUUCUCCCACUUUUGUCUGUCUAUCUAUUUAGAUUGUGAGCUCUUUGGGCAGGGACUGCCUCUUACUAUGCAUAUGUACAGUGCCUUGCACAGUGUGGUCCCAGUCUUAAUUGGGGCUUCGAGGUACUAUUUGAAUACAAAAAAUAAUAAAUAA